Plectropomus leopardus (leopard coralgrouper) is the source of this 3338-nucleotide messenger RNA. RefSeq names its product ring finger protein 157 (gene rnf157). Lineage: Eukaryota; Metazoa; Chordata; Actinopteri; Perciformes; Serranidae. Gene Ontology annotation, biological process: protein ubiquitination. Gene Ontology annotation, cellular component: cytoplasm. Gene Ontology annotation, molecular function: ubiquitin protein ligase activity. The record is from RefSeq and is a predicted model, not a curated record.
AGUCCUCUCUGCACUGCAGUCAGCGCCACUUUGGCGUAGGAAGGUCACGUUACAAAGUGGGUCGGCACUAGCUGCCGGAGAGAGGAGGACUGCGCAAAAACCACGGCCCGGAUUUGUGCUUGCUUGACGUCAUGGGGAGCCUCAGACCUCUCUGACAGGAUCCGACACCGAGAAGGAGCACCGGGGAUGCGCGACCGACAACCAGCGGGCCGGGAGAUGUCGACGAGCACACGGCUGUAACGUCAAGCAGAGACACGGAGAUUUUGUCCACCAUGAGAGCGCCUCUGCGCCGGUAAAGAGCUGAGUUCUGCCUCAAAACGAGCUGUUGACCGGGGAGGGAUAAACGGCCGGAGAACUAAUCCCCAGGACGGUCACAUUCACGGCGGGGCUCGGACCCGAUAGAAAUGGACAGGGCAGCACGAACUGGAUUAAAUGGUAGCGAGUGAAAGAGACGAACAAAGCGACCCUGCAGUGUUAUGCCCGUUUAUCCGUGUGCUCUUCAUUUGACUGGAAAUGGGAGCUUUAACAAGCAGACAAAACAUAGGCGUGGAAGAAGUGGACAUACCGUCCAGUUCGGUGUACCGUUAUCCACCGAAAUCUGGCAGUUACUUCGCCAGCCAUUUCAUCAUGGGGGGAGAGAAGUUUGACUCCACUCAUCCGGAGGGUUACCUGUUUGGGGAAAACACAGACCUUAACUUCCUGGGGACCAGACCUGUGGCGUUCCCGUACGCAGCCCCUCCACCUCAGGAACCAGUAAAGACGUUACGAAGCCUUAUAAACAUCCGCAAGGACACGCUGCGGCUCGUACGGUGCAGCGAGGACCUGAAGCUGCCGGGUGACGAAGCAGCAGGGAAAAACAGGGCGUGCUACAACGUAGAGUUCACCUUUGACGCCGACACACAGGUGGCCAUAACCAUCUACUACCAGGCCAUAGAAGAGUUUCACAAUGGAGUGCCAGUUUACCUGCCUCAGGACAGCUCUCUGCAGUCUGAGACGGUGCACUUCAAGAGGGGAGUGUGCCAGCAGUUCUGUCUGCCCUCACACACCGUCAACCUCAGCGAGUGGGCCGACGAGGAGCUGCUGUUUGAUAUGGACAAAGAGGUUUUCCCCAUGGUGGUGCAGGCCGUCGUAGACGAGGGGGAAGAACAUUUGGGCCACUCUCACAUCCUGCUGGCUACGUUUGAGAAGCACAUGGACGGGAGUUACUGUGUGAAGCCUCUGAAGCAGAAACAGGUGGUGGAUGGAGUGAGUUAUCUACUGCAGGAGAUCUACGGGAUCGAGAACAAAUACAACAGCCAAGAAUCAAAGGUUGCUGACGAUGAGAUCAGUGACAACAGUGCAGAGUGUGUGGUGUGUUUGUCGGAUGUGCGAGACACACUCAUCCUGCCGUGCAGACACCUGUGUCUCUGCAACGCCUGCGCCGACACUCUGCGCUACCAGGCCAACUGCUGCCCCAUCUGCAGACUGCCAUUCAGAGCUCUGCUGCAGAUCCGAGCCAUGAGGAAGAAACUCAGUCCUUUGUCACCCACCAGCUUUAACCCCGUCAUCACUUCACAGACCUCUGACUCGGAGGAACACUCAGCGUCGGAGCACAUCCCUCCAGGCUACGAGGUGGUGUCUCUCCUGGAGGCGCUGAACGGCCCCCUCAACACCUCCGUUGUGAAUCCUCCCCCUCUCCACUCGGGUCCCAGCCACGUCUCCGGAGUGCUGCCUCCGUACAGCAGCGAGCCUCACCCGGCGCCGGCCCGCUCGCUCUCCCCUCUAGACCACUCCAACUCCAGUCAGGGACUCAAACUCAAGAAGAGCGGAUCGAAGUCACUUUCCCAGAAUUCCUCUGUGCUUCCUGAAGAGGAAGAUGAGAAGUCUUGCAGCGAAUCAGAGGCGUGUCGCCACAAACUCACCGUGGACCAGCAGGAGAACGGAGUGACUCCAGACAGCGAGAACCUGACUCUCUCCUCGUCUGGAGCCAUCGACCAGUCGUCCUGCACGGGAACACCGCUCUCCUCCACCAUCACCUCCCCUGAAGACCCAGUGAGCUGCAGCCUGGUCCAGUCAGUGAUGUCCAUGGCCUCGUCCCACUCGCAGCACUCCCACAUCAGCACUGACACCAUGUCCUCCAUGUCAGGGUCCUACCUGGCCGGGGCCGAUGGCGAGCCCGGGGGGGACGAGGGGGGAGACGCCGAGGGCGAGGAGAACCAGGACGCCACCAUGGAGAGCCGAGGACCAUCGCAGCAGGACGGGGAGUUUUCCCAGGAGCCAAAGGAACAAAACUACUCAGUGGCUGUAGAGGAGCAGGACUCAGAGGGAAACGACGUCACUGAAGAGGACUGCUCCUCGCCAUCUAAUGGAAAAGGUGGGCGGAGCAGGUGUCCAGAGUUGGCCAAUAACAAUCAGGGCGUCGCCCUCUGUGACACGCCCUCUUUGGGGUUGGAUAAUGAGCAGGCUCCCGACAGCCGAUUCGCCGGUCUGAUGUAUCUUGGGGGUUACCGGCCUGUUUUGGAGCCCCUCCCCCACCACACCUCCACCAGCAACAUCAACCUGGAGGAGCAGGGGGCCGAGAACCGGGACGGCCAGAGUCCCAAACAUCCUCGCCGCGGACCACUCAUUGUGUAACACACCCAGACAAACACACACACACACACACACACACACAAAAUUACACAGACUUCUCCGUCCGGAGUCAGCUCUUCUUACCCUGCCAUAGCGCUGCAUCGCUGGAUACUGUCCUCACUGAGCAGGGAAACCCCACCUCCGCCUCCAUCCGCCUGAACACCUCCUAGAUUGAUUGCUGGAAACUCCUCUCGUGUGAAAGAGGAGGAAGAGGAACAGAAGGACAUCACAUCUGUCGUCUGUGCACUUUUAUCUCACAGGACAUUUCUUUGCUUUUUGUCUGUGACCUAACUUGUGGGAUUGUUUAGCCGACCGCUACGUUAUUAUUUAUUACUGUAGGUUUAACCAAUCAGAGCUGUGUAUUGUGACACUAUGCUGCUCCUCUCCUCCGUUUUCCUCUCCUCUAUUACCAGCCAAACAGUCAGGGGCUACUGUGAUCGGCAAUCGGAUUUAUUACUAAUGUACUUGUAAUUCUUCUCUCUUAUAAACUGUAUGUUGAGUGAGUGUUGCGGGCACGAUUUAAAAAGUCAGCUCACACCGGACUACCUUAUAGCAAAGUGCUGACUCCUCUCCUCUGAUCAGGGAGCUCUCGUCUCGCACGCAGCUUUCGACCUCUGCUGAUGUUUUUUCCUCUCAUUCCCGCCACGAUUUUUCAACCUUGUGCUGAGUGCGAAGCGGUUGGACUCGCGAGGUUGGCGGAAGAGCCAAGAAAUGGCGGCCAAACUGAA